GUUCAAUGUGUUGGCCCAUAAGAUGAUUAUACCUGAGAUGCUGAAAUUUGAGACUUGAUGAUUUUCAUUACAUGUUUCCAUAUUUCUUGGAAUAUUGGGAAAUAGUGAGCUCUUUAAUUCAUUCAAUGGAAUAUAGGAUAUAGGAUUCAGAUAAAUUUGAUCAUUGAAAUAUUUUUUUUUUUAAAUGUUUGAUUAGAUUAAUUGUUGGUCCAGUUAGUUUUGAAGGACUUACAAUGAUACAAUCAUGAUCAUAAUUUCAUGAGCAUCAUUAAUUGAAGUCAUUGACUUUCAAAAUUGAUUAUCAUUUUUCCUACCUUCAAUAUCUAGGCUAGUCUACUGUUCGUUCUGUAUAAACUUAAAGGCUGAGAGAAAAGAUGGUUAGAAAAUAAUACUAUUGAGGAAUUACUGGUGCAAUAUGGACAUUUAUUUGAUAGAAGUAGUAAAAUUCUUAUCUAUGACGCAUUUUUUGUUCUUUUGUUCUUUGGUUUUGGCAGCAUCUCUGAGGAGUUGCUACUGUGGGAUCUUGAAUCCAAUGGUUCAGGUUCAAGUCAUCAAUUUCUUGUAUUUCAUGCCAUGGCUAUAAUGGUGUCAUUAAACAACAGGUCACAAGUAUCAUUGAAAUUGUCUCUGAAUUCAAUCAAGCAAACAAUACAAAGGAAAUUUAAGAAAUAAUUUUACUGAAUAAAUCUGGUUCACAAAUGGUUGUGCCCUGGGUCUGUUACUGGUCAAAGCUUUUGUUUGACAUGUUUUUAUUCAUUUCUAUAGAAUAAUUACUGAUAAUCUGUUUAAUAGUUUUCAAACUAAUUGUCAUUUUUAGUAGUUUGAAUAUAUAGGGCAGAUUAUUUUUUAUUAGAGGUUACAUGUAUCGUGUAUUUGUUUAGACACUCAAUAGGACUUUUGGCGAUGGAUUUUUUAAAGGGAUGGGGCUGGAGAAGCCAGGCUGAUAAAUUUUUUUUGAAGAUGGUUAAUAAUAGCAACAACUGCUGGAUUUCAGAACCACAGCAUUGCCCAUUAUUGGAUGUAAAAUGAGAGAAUCCAUUUGCUUUAUUUGGCUUCUCCUUCAGUUCAGCUUUUCCCUUUCGUUUUUUUUUUUUAUCUAUUCUAUCAAUGUAUAGUGCUAUUGGUAGACAUUUUGUUUUCCUUUAUGUUUUUCUGUGUAUUUUCUUUCUUAUAUUUAUGUGUUAGUAGUGUUGUCGCCCUCCUUUUUCUACUUCUUUUUUCCCUUUUUAAUCAAAAGAAUGGAACAGAAAGCUUGUCAAAAUAAAUUCUUCAUGAAAAUUUUUAUGACAAAAAUCUAUUAAAUGAUUCCAUUUCCCAUGAAAGACUGACAUAGCCUUUGUUUAUAUCCAUGUAAAGACAACAUCAAAACCUGUCACAUGAUUUAUGUUUUCAGGUGGGAUGUAGGAUGCAGAGCAUUCUAAUGUGUCAAGACACUCACGAUUCAUAACUUUCCUAGGUCAGAUUGUAUUCUGCAAACAGACAUUGGACUAUCCUCCAAAUUCAAUUAGAGUCUGUAAAUCAAGAAUCCAACCAUGCAAACAGCAUCAUAUAGCCAUCCUUUAUUCUAUAUCACUUGCAGAAACUUCUCAAAUGUGAAGACUAGUUCAUUAAGCUUUCAUGCAUCAAAUCAUUCUCAACUUUUUCCCGAAUGUGCAUUCAAUAGGAGAACACAGAAUCAUGCAUUUCCCACUCCUUUGAAACAGAGCAGGCUGUUGGUUCUUCCAAACACAAGCGAUGGCUACCCAUCUGCUUCUGGAACAGAUGCUGAAAUAAACUCAAACCAUGCUCCUAAUGGAAGAUCAGACACAAUUCUCAGCAAUUGGUCUCCUCCAAGGUACUUGUGGAGGGGAUUAUCAGUUCCUAUCAUUACAGGACAGGUAAUCAUGAAGAUUUUAAAGGGAAAGAUUCAUUGGGUGAAUACUCUUCAACAAUUGGAGAGAGUUGGUCCGAAAUCAGUUGGGGUCUGUCUCUUAACUUCUGCAUUUGUUGGCAUGGCAUUUGCAGUACAAUUUGUUAGAGAAUUCACUAGGUUAGGAUUAAACAGAUCAGUUGGUGGUGUUUUAGCUCUGGCUUUCUCAAGGGAGCUAAGUCCAGUAAUUACAUCAAUUGUGGUUGCUGGUCGAAUCGGAAGUGCUUUCGCAGCAGAAUUAGGCACCAUGCAGGUUUCUGAACAAACUGACACAUUGAGAGUUCUUGGUUCUGACCCUGUUGAUUACCUGAUAACUCCAAGAGUGGUUGCCACAUGUAUUGCCCUACCUCUUUUGACUCUAUUAUGUUUUACACUAGGAUUGGCCUCUAGUUGCGUCCUUGCUGAAGGUGUUUAUGGUGUGAGCAUUAACAUUAUCAUGGAUUCUGCUCGGAAAGCUCUCAGAUCAUGGGAUAUCAUUAGUGCAAUGAUCAAGUCGCAAGUUUUUGGUGCCAUCAUAUCGAUAGUGAGUUGUGCAUGGGGAGUCACCACUUUAGGUGGUGCUAAAGGUGUUGGAGAAUCAACAACAUCAGCUGUGGUUAUCUCUCUUGUAGGCAUAUUUAUUGCUGAUUUUGCUCUUUCUUGUUUCUUCUUCCAAGGAGUAGGAGAUCAGCUAAAGAAUUGCAUAUAAGUUGUUAUCGGUAUGCCUGCAACUCUGCACUUCUUGUUAUUAUUAUUAUUAUUUUUUUUUGGGUCUGUUGCGACUUUGCUUACUUAUACAAAGUGAAUCUUCUAUUCAAUUCGCCUGCUA
Prosopis cineraria is the source of this 2717-nucleotide messenger RNA. Its product is annotated as protein TRIGALACTOSYLDIACYLGLYCEROL 1, chloroplastic-like. The coding region runs from base 1533 to 2597 and encodes 354 amino acids. Gene Ontology annotation, biological process: phospholipid transport. NCBI's taxonomy places the organism in Eukaryota, Viridiplantae, Streptophyta, Magnoliopsida, Fabales, Fabaceae. Gene Ontology annotation, cellular component: ATP-binding cassette (ABC) transporter complex. The transcript is spliced from 3 exons. The record is from RefSeq and is a predicted model, not a curated record.